Rotaria sp. Silwood2 is the source of this 717-nucleotide messenger RNA. The record is from the annotation of a GenBank genome assembly. Lineage: Eukaryota; Metazoa; Rotifera; Eurotatoria; Philodinida; Philodinidae.
AUGUCAUCAAUAGAUACAGAUGAACCAUUUAAUCCUAUUGAUGAUGAUCCAAUAUACGAACGUGAAGAUAUUCAAAAGAAAGCAUUUACUAAAUGGAUUAAUAAUCAAUUAGCUAAUUCAAAUUCAACACCACCUGUUACUAAUUUGUUUCAAGAUUUACGUGAUGGUAUUGUUCUACUUCGAUUACUCGAAGUACUCACUGGAAAUGAAUAUAAAAGAGAAAUUGGUAAAAUGCGUGUACAUCAUAUUGGUAAUGUGAAUAAAGUAAUAGCUGUACUUGGAGAAUAUGGAAUAAAACUUCUUAGCAUAUCAUCAAAUGAUAUUGUUGAUGGAAAUCCAAAACUAACACUUGCACUUAUAUGGUCAAUAAUUCAAUAUUGGCAAGGAAAAGAUGUAUUAAAAUCAGUUGUACCAAAUCCACAACAAGCAAAUGUUGAAAAAUUUCUUCUUUCUUGGUGUCAACAAACAACAAAAGGAUAUAAAGGUGUAGCAAUUAAAGAUUUUACAAGUAGUUGGCAAGAUGGUCUUGCUUUUAAUGCUCUUAUUCAUAAAUUUCGUCCUGAUUUAUUUGAUUAUGAAGAUAUAUUACAACAUACAGCAGCUAGAAAUCUCGAACAUGCAUUUAGUAUGGCUAAAACUAUCUUCAAAAUUGAUCGAUAUCUUGAUGUUGAAGGUUCGUAUUAUAUUUUUUUUUGUAUUCACAAAUCAACUAAAUAG